AUGGGCGACUAUGUCAAUCCGGUCAACUUCUACCGUCAGCAUAUUGCUGAGCGUGUGGCCCCCCUAGCUGACAAGAAAGAAUCCGAAAUUCUUCCUGUUCUAUCAUGGACCCAGACUCUUGACAAAGGCGAUUUGAUGUUACCAGCUGCAGCACUCCGUAUCAAGGGCAAGAAACCCCAGGAGAUCGCCGAGGAGAUCGCCGAGAAGUUCCCAACCGAUGAGAACACUCUUGUUACAGCCAAGGCGCAAGGUCCCUUUGUCUCGUUCUUCUUCAAGCCGGAAGAUCUCAAGAAGCGAGUAGUCCCUCUCAUUCUUCAGCAGAAGAAUGCCUACGGCGCCGAUUCAUCACCAGGUCUGCAAGACCCUACUGAUCCCUCGAAGGGCAAAAAGAAGAUCAUCGUUGAGUUUUCUUCUCCGAACAUUGCCAAGGAAUUCCAUCAAGGUCACCUACGAAGUACCAUCAUUGGCGGUUUCCUUUCAAAGCUGUUUGUGCUAUCAGGUUGGGAGGUGAUGCGAAUGAACUAUCUUGGAGACUGGGGAAAGCAGUAUGGCCUGCUAGCAAAUGGCUUCAAGAAGUUCGGCAGUGAUGAGCAGUUAGAGAAGGACUCCAUUCAGCACCUGUUCCAAGUCUACGUGAAGAUCAGCAAGAUAAAAGCCGAGCAGGAUGAGCCGAUCAACGCGCUGAAAAAGGAGAUCUUGGAGAAGCGCAAGACUGGGGAGGACGUGUCAGACCUCGAGAAGAAGCUCACACCGCUUGUGGAAGAAAGUGAAGAUGAGGCAGCACGAAAGUACUUCAAGAGCAUGGAAGACAACGACCCGGAGGCGAUCGCACUUUGGAAUAGGUUCCGAGACAUGAGUAUCGACAAGUACAAGAAGACCUAUGAGCGCUUGAACAUUGCCUUCGACGUAUUUUCGGGCGAAUCUCAAGUCAGCAAACAGAAGAUGGAGGAGGUCUUGGAAAACCUCAAGAAGCAGGGUAUUGCAGAAGAAGACCAAGGCGCCACUCUCAUCGACUUUGCGAAGCAUGGCGCAAAGAAGCUCAACAAAGCCAUCAUCAUCCGGAAAGAUGGCACACCACUGUACCUCACUCGGGAUCUGGCGGCGAUUCAUGAACGUUACGAGAAAUACCACUUCGACAAAAUGCUGUAUGUCAUAGCCGACCAACAGAACGAACAUGUUGCGCAGUUGUUCAAGACCACGGAAAUCAGUGGAUACAAGGAGAUUGCAGACAAGUGCGAGCAUGUCAGCUUCGGUAUGGUGAAGGGUAUGAGCACCCGAAAGGGUACUGUCAAAUUCCUGGACGAUGUCAUCGCCGCCGUGAGAGAAGUCAUGUGGGAUGUCAUGCGGAAGAAUGAAAAGAAGUAUCAGCAGCUCGAGGAUCCUGAAUCGGUUGCUGAUAUCUUGGCCAUUUCAGCCAUCAUGGUGCAAGAUCUCAAAGGCAAAGUUCGAAACGGCUAUGACUUCAACAUCGAUCAAAUGACGGCUUUCGAGGGCGACACUGGACCCUAUCUGCAGUACGCCCACGCACGGUUAUGCUCAAUUGAGCGCAAAGUCGGACUGGAUCUCAAUUCGCUGGAGAGUGCGGAUCUAUCCAAGCUUGCCGAAGAACACGCCGUCAACCUCGUCCGAGCUCUGGCACAGUGGCCUGACGUGGUGAACAACACUUUGAAGACCAAAGAGCCCGCAACUGUGCUGACCUACCUCUUCAAGAUGGCGCAUGCUCUGAGCUCCAGCUAUGACCACUUGCAAGUGGUGGGCAGUGAGCCAGAGCUGCAGAAAGCCCGGUUAGCGCUGUACGAAGCCGCAAGACAGGUGUUGUGGAAUGGCAUGACGCUACUCGGUUUGUCGCCCGUGGAGCGCAUGUAG
Molecule: messenger RNA, 1866 nt
Organism: Cyphellophora europaea CBS 101466
Lineage: Eukaryota; Fungi; Ascomycota; Eurotiomycetes; Chaetothyriales; Cyphellophoraceae
Product: arginine-tRNA ligase
Exons: 1
Coding region: 1-1866 (621 amino acids)
Biological process (GO): arginyl-tRNA aminoacylation; mitochondrial translation
Cellular component (GO): cytoplasm; mitochondrion
Molecular function (GO): ATP binding; arginine-tRNA ligase activity
Source: RefSeq, a predicted model, not a curated record